AUGUUCAUAAUUGGUGUUAAAUAUACAAUACUAGCUAUAAUAUAUAGUACUUUACUUAAAAAUCCUAGGAUAUCUGUUUUUGGGCGUUUAGAACGCGAUGGAGUUCGUUCCCUUUUUCAUGAUAUUAGCUAUUCUCCAAUAAUUAGUGAUUAUAAUUUUCUUAAAGCUGAAGAUAACUUAGUAAAUGAGAAACAGAAGAUCUGGAAAACAUGGUUAGACCCUUUACAUAAAGGAUCUUUAAAAGGUUUCCCUACUUUUUUGGAAGCCUUAGAUAUUUUGAAUAACUUCCAGAAUAAAUUUGGAAAUAACUAUAUACGUAGAAAAUCUAUAGGAAUUUCUGUUGAAGGUCGUAGUAUUGAUGCAUUUAUCAUAGGUAUAUUUAAUUCAACUGAUAUACCAAAUAAUAUCCCUUCAGUUUUAGUUACUUCAAUGCACCAUUCUAGAGAACCAGAAAGUUUGGUUACUGGUAUUUACUUUAUAGGAAGACUAUUAGAAGAAGCUGUGAAAUUAAAAGAUUUAACUUCAUUAGCUUUAUUAUCUUCAACAAUAAUUUGGUAUAUUCCAUUUGUAAAUCCUGAUGGCUAUGUUGCAAUAGAAAGGACAAAAGCUUAUGGUAUAAGGAAGAACCAAAGGAAUACUUGUAAUUCAUAUAAUCCAUUGUAUAAAGGUGUAGAUAUAAAUAGAAAUUAUGACUUUAUGUUCAAAAAUGUAGUUUCUGAAUGUGAUCCACAAGAGUACUCAGGACCCUAUCCUUUCUCAGAACCAGAAACUAGAGCUAUUAGGAAUUUAAUUAGAAAAUUUAAAACUUUCAAAACAGCUAUUAAUCUUCAUACAUAUGGUGACUUGUGGACAAUUCCAUGGAAUUGUUGCAAAGAUAUGCCUAUGGCUAAAAAUUUUUCAGAUAUUUACAAUGAAUUACGUUAUGAAAUACUUCUUACAUCUCCAAGUUGUAUUUUCAGAGUAAUAAAUACUAUAGAUCGACAAAAAUUGGAAUCUUUAAAUUAUAAAAAAUACUCUGUUUCACUUUUUUUAAAUAUGUCAAAAAGCUUUGAAGAUAUAUCUAGAUAUUGUUUUUCUUCAGCUCCAAAUAAUCCAUAUAUUAUGUAUGAAGCAUCAGGAGAAGCUGAUGACUACUUACUUGGAAUUGAAAAUGUUAUUUCUUUAUCUCCUGAGAUAGGCCCUGAGGAAUUCGGUUUUUAUCCUCCAUUAAAUCAAAUUAUCCCUAUAGCUCAAAGAUAUUAUCCCCAGUUAUUUGCUGUUGCUUUUAAAGCUUCUACAGAAUAUAGUUUAAAUUCUUCUUUGAAGCUCAUAGAAAGUGGAAAUUUUAAUAAUACACAAGGCACUUUAGAACUUAAUAUUUUUAAUAGUGGCCUUAGCUCUGGUUGUAUUGAUAAUAAAACCUGUGAAAUGUUUGUUGCAUGGAGUGUUGUAACAUCAAACUGUUUAGUAGACAAUGAAUAUUUGCCUGGUCAAAUGACACUUGGUAAUUACAUAGCUGGGUUUAGAUAUAGAAAUGUUUUAAAUACAUAUAAACCCUUAUGUAAUAAUAAAAAUGUUCAUAUAACUCAAUUAUCAAUUACUCCUCAAGUUAAUAUAUUAAAAUCAUUAAGGAAUAAUAUUUUUAGUUACUCUCCAUCUGUAGGAAGUCGUUCUACUGUAAGUUUUCAAAUAUUAGUGGAUAUAAAAUCUUCCUUUGAUGUAAUAACUAAAAAUUCAUAUCUUAAAGCUUGCAUUUUAGUGAAUCAAUACUCAAUAAAUAGUGAACCUAUUUGUCAUUGUGGUUUUGCAGCUAUUUAUAAUGAAACUUCAGAUAACUUUGUAUCAAAAAUGGCAUUAGUACCAGAUUCAAAUGAACUUUGCAAAAGUAUUCUACAAAUAGCAACAAUAAAUCUCCAACUGUUACAAACUACAGAACCAGAAGUGAUAACUACCCCAGUUGAAACAAUUACUUUUGAGAAAGCUAUAAAUAGUCAUUUUUAUAGAUAUAUAUAUUUGCUAAUCUUAUCACUAGGAGCUAGUCUCCUUAGUUUAACUAUUCAAAUGAUUAGAAAAUCAUUUCCAAAGUCUAAUAAUGAUAUGAUCUCGGAUAUUAACCCAAAUAUUGGGGAAUCUUCUGUUGAGGCUAAAUCAAAAACUAUUGUGGAGUUAACUAUGGUAAAUGUGGUAGAUAACUUCCAUACUUCUAUGAAAUGUGACAACUUAAAAAUAGUCUUAGAGCCUACAGAUAUUGAAAAUUUGCCAACAGAAGUUAAAAAUUCCGAUAAAUAA
Cryptosporidium muris RN66 is the source of this 2268-nucleotide messenger RNA. Its product is annotated as zinc carboxypeptidase family protein. The record is from RefSeq and is a predicted model, not a curated record. Gene Ontology annotation, molecular function: zinc ion binding; metallocarboxypeptidase activity. The transcript has a single exon. Gene Ontology annotation, biological process: proteolysis. The coding region runs from base 1 to 2268 and encodes 755 amino acids. NCBI's taxonomy places the organism in Eukaryota, Apicomplexa, Conoidasida, Eucoccidiorida, Cryptosporidiidae.